Fimicolochytrium jonesii is the source of this 506-nucleotide messenger RNA. RefSeq lists its product as uncharacterized. NCBI's taxonomy places the organism in Eukaryota, Fungi, Chytridiomycota, Chytridiomycetes, Spizellomycetales, Powellomycetaceae. The transcript has a single exon. The record is from RefSeq and is a predicted model, not a curated record. Bases 170 to 457 code for a protein of 95 amino acids.
GUAGCAUAGCACUAUCACAGUCCCCCCUUCUGCCACCCACCGGCAUUGCCAAAGCCGCCUGCUACACAGCACAUUGCGUGCUAGCCGACGCUCAGCCCAUCGCAGCGGCGUCCGCUGACUAAUCAACCCUCGCUCGGGAUUGCGAAAACCACGCAUCAUACAUAGAUAGAUGCCCGUCGUAGCCGCUCUCGCAUUUGUGGCGUCGGCUCGGAUUCCGUUACUCGGACCUACCGCAGUUCCCGUAUUCUAUAUAAGGGACUGGAGCAAGGCUUGCGCAAUUUCAUGGUUUGGUGUGUUUCGCACUCCUCGGAGCUUUCGGAGGACAUUGAUGACAAACGCGUCUCUCAAGAGCGCCAGGCACAUUGGGACAUUUCACAUCCCAUCUUUCGGAUUCGGACCUCACCUUGGCUUACAUAUAGACGCGAGGGUUCGGGUUCGGAAGUCUGUUGCAGGAUGACCGGCCAUUGACUGACCAGAGCCUUCUCGGUGUGUAUGUUUGUCGAAUG